AGUAUAUUACGUGUCGUUCACUCUAAUUUAAAACUAUGUCUGGUCGCGGUAAAGGAGGCAAAGUAAAGGGAAAGUCAAAGACUCGUUCAAGUCGUGCUGGUCUCCAGUUCCCAGUGGGUCGUAUUCAUCGUAUGUUGCGCAAAGGCAACUACGCAGAACGUGUUGGAGCUGGUGCUCCAGUGUACUUGGCAGCUGUCAUGGAAUACCUUGCUGCUGAAGUACUCGAGUUAGCAGGUAACGCUGCUCGUGACAACAAGAAGACUCGUAUCAUCCCACGUCAUCUCCAGCUGGCCAUCCGUAACGAUGAAGAGUUGAACAAACUUCUUUCUGGAGUUACCAUUGCUCAAGGUGGAGUUCUGCCCAACAUCCAAGCUGUCUUAUUGCCCAAGAAGACCGAAAAAAGCAGUUCCUAAAUUACUAUCCACUUUCCUAAUAAACAAAACGGCCCUUCUCAGGGCCACCAAAUUUUUCAAAACGUUAAAAACUUUCUUGUUCACGAAUGAGGCGUCCAGCUUCAAUGUCAGACAAUUCUCUAGUUUUGAGGUGAUCACAAAAACUUUAUCAGCUUGCAAUAAGUAAUCUUUUCUUAUUUGAGACGUGUGGUUGAGUAUUUUAUACAAUAGUUAUGGCACCAUUCUGAUUUAUUAUUUUUCAAAAUCGAUUUUUUUUUUACAAUGCUAGAAAGUCUAUGUAAAUUAAUCCGAGCAGUUCAAUUAUCUUAUUCUGUGACUUGUACGUCGCUACAUUUACGUUCAAGCAUACAAAUGUGUAAUAUAUGAUAAUUUUGAGUUAAGAAAAUUGAUCAUAAAAUUAUUGAAAUGUUGAAAGUACUAUUUAGCAUCGAACUAAAAUUAAUAUGGUUACUGAUUAAUGAGGUGUAAAUGUUAAGCUUUAUUUGUUGCACAUAAAAAAAUUAAUGAUAAGUUUUAUUCGGAUUUUUAAUUCAUUUUUAUUGUUUGAACAAUAACCUCGCAUCACAGAAAGUAAUUUAUAGAGGUGAGUAGUUCCGGGAACAUUCCGGAUUAAACCUGGAACGUUUCCGGAGCGAAAAGGAACUAGUUCCUGGAAUCGUAUCCGUGGAACUAUUUAAUGUUUGUAAUUCUCAUUUCAGUAUACACAACAUUAUGCUAUGCGACCUAUGUGUUUGAGACGCAUUCACGGCGAACUAUAUUAUUGCACACCUCAAGCGCGAAAGCACUGAGGGUGCUUUAUGAUCGCUCUAAAUUUUUUAUACUAAAUAGAGAAUGAAUUAUGAUUGGUAUGCAACUCAAAAUUCUAUAAAAAAUCACCAAUCAAAAAUUAUUCUGCUGCUUCACUGCUUGUUGGUAAUGAUAGCAAUGGCGGACAGAAAAGAACUAGUGAGUAUACUAAAGUGAAUUUUGAAGAACGAUCGGAUACGUAUCCGACAAAAGACAUAAUUCAUGGAACUAUACAUGACCGAA
This is a messenger RNA of Microplitis demolitor, 1442 nucleotides long. RefSeq names its product histone H2A. Lineage: Eukaryota; Metazoa; Arthropoda; Insecta; Hymenoptera; Braconidae. The coding region runs from base 36 to 413 and encodes 125 amino acids. Gene Ontology annotation, cellular component: nucleosome. Gene Ontology annotation, molecular function: DNA binding; structural constituent of chromatin; protein heterodimerization activity. The transcript has a single exon. The record is from RefSeq and is a predicted model, not a curated record.